UAUCCAGCUGCUUUGAGGUCAGUCAGAAUCCGUAUAAACUGUCCAGACACACGGACGCGUAGAAGGGUGCAGAAAAUCACGCAAGCCCUCAAUAACAUGUCAUUGUGUUGCUCUGUCUGUCCAGAUCCGUCGGCGGGUGACUGAAGAUAGCUCGGAGGGCUGCUGAAUCGCUCUCGUUGGAACAAGCCGUGGACAUUUGCCAAAGGAGCAGGGUUACUUGGGAGCGACUCAUGUGGUGGCGCUGACAGGAAACUCUUGAGUUUUGAUUCCACUGACGGCGACUCCUCAACUCGAUUCGGAAUCAUACUGAACUCGAGCGCGCGGGCAUUGAACAUUUGCGCCGUUUUCUUUUAGGGAUUUUCAGCCUGAGCAACUUGAAAGAAAAUUAGGAAGAAAAAUAAACAAAUACUAAUUAAACACCCUUAUUACUGCACUAUUGAUCAGCCCGUUGGACGAUUUUAAAAAUGUCAAGUCCUCUUCCGAAGUUCAAAAAGGAUAAAGAGAUCAUUGUAGAGUACGAGAGUCAAGUCAAAGAGAUCCGAGCCCAGUUGGUGGAACAGCAGAAAUGUCUGGAGCAGCAGACGGACAUGAGGGUGCAGCUCCUUCAGGACCUCCAGGACUUCUUCCGCAAAAAGUCAGAGAUCGAGAUGGAGUACUCGCGCAACCUGGAAAAACUGGCCGAACGAUUCAUGGCCAAGACCAGAAGCACAAAGGAUCACCAGCAAUAUAAGAAGGACCAGAAUCUCUUGUCCCCGGUAAACUGCUGGUACCUGUUGUUGAACCAGGUUCGAAGGGAGAGCAAAGAUCAUGCAACUCUAAGUGACAUUUAUCUGAACAACGUCAUCAUGCGCUUCAUGCAGAUUAGUGAAGACUCCACACGCCUUCUAAAAAAGAGUAAAGAAAUCACCUUUCAGCUGCAAGAGGAUCUGAUGAAAGUCCUCAACGAGCUCUAUACGGUGAUGAAAACCUACCAUAUGUAUCACACUGAGAGCAUCAGUGCGGAGAGUAAGCUGAAAGAGGCAGAAAAGCAGGAGGAGAAACAGAUUGGACGCACUGGAGAUCCGGUCUUUCACAUCCGGCAAGAGGACAGACCCCAGAGAUGGAGCUCUGUGAAGAAGAUUGAGAAGAUGAAGGAGAAGAGACAAGCCAAGUACUCUGAGAACAAGCUGAAGUCCAUCAAAGCUCGGAACGAAUACCUGCUGACACUUGAAGCCUCUAAUGCUUCAAUCUUCAAGUAUUACAUUCACGACUUGUCAGACUUAAUAGACUGCUGUGAUCUGGGGUACCAUGCCUCUCUGAACCGGGCUUUGCGGACCUACCUCUCGGCCGAAUAUAACCUGGAGACAUCCCGUCACGAAGGCCUGGACAUCAUAGAGAAUGCUGUGGACAGUCUGGACCCCCGUAGUGACCGCCAGCGUUUCAUGGAAAUGUACCCUACUGCCUUCUGCCCACCAGUCAAAUUUGAAUUCCAACCACAUAUGGGAGAUGAGGUGUGCCAGAUCACGGCCCAACCUCCUGUGCAGGCUGAACUCCUGCUGAGGUUCCAGCAGCUGCAGUCCCGGCUAGCAACUCUUAAGAUCGAGAGUGAGGAGAUAAAGAAGACCUCAGAAGCCACUCUCACUACCAUUCAGGACAUGGUGACCAUCGAGGACUACGACGUGUCAGAAUGCUUCCAUCAUAGCCGUUCGACCGAAUCAGUCAAGUCCACAGUCUCAGAAACCUACCUCAGCAAGCCAAGCAUCGCCAAGAGACGUGCCAACCAGCAGGAGACAGAGCAGUUCUAUUUCAUGAAAUUCCGUGAGUAUCUGGAGGGCAGCAAUCUCAUCACUAAGCUACAGGCUAAGCAUGAUCUACUGAAGAGGACCAUCGGUGAUGGUUACCGGCCUGAGUACGCAACCACAAGGCCACCCAGUCUUCCUCCUAAACCGUUUGGCACUCACAGGUCCAGGCCACGCUCUGUAUUUAACGUUAAGCUGUUUAAUGGCAAUUUGGAGUCAUUUGUUAAGGACUCUGGACAAGCAAUACCAAGAAUUGUUGAGAGUUGUAUUCGAUUUAUUAAUCUAUAUGGUCUUCAACAUCAAGGGAUUUUCAGAGUUUCUGGAUCUCAAGUUGAAGUCAACGAUAUCAAGAACUCGUUUGAGAGAGGUAAUGAUCCCCUGACAGACGAAGAGAAUAACCAUGAUAUAAACUCUGUGGCUGGGGUUUUGAAACUCUACUUUCGUGGUCUGGAGAAUUCUCUGUUUCCAAAGGAGAGAUUCAAUGAUCUUAUCUCCUGUGUCAGAAUAGAUAAUCUGUAUGAGAGAGCUCUGUAUAUUCGUAAGAUUCUCCUGACUGUCCCCAGAUCAGUGCUUGUGGUCAUGCGUUAUCUGUUCGCCUUUCUCAACCACCUGUCCCAAUACAGCGAUGAGAAUAUGAUGGACCACUAUAAUUUGGCCAUCUGCUUUGGACCCACCCUCAUGCCCACUCCAGACACGCAGGACCAGGUCUCCUGCCAGGCUCAUGUCAAUGAGGUCAUCAAAACCAUCAUCAUCCACCAUGAGACCAUCUUUCCUGACGCGAAGGAGCUUGACGGCCCUUUGUAUGAGAAGUGUAUGGCUGGUGGCGACUAUUGUGAGAGUCCAUAUAGUGAACAUGGAGCUCUAGAGGAGGCUGAUCAGGAUGGAGGAACAGAGACCCACACCAGUGAAGAUGAAACCUGCCUGAGUUAUGCCAUUCCAGACAGCGCGUUACAUCUGCCGGGCUUUCAGCUGUUCAGAGCGGAUCACAUCACGGAGUUAAAAGGGAAAACAAGAGGUGGUGGAACAUGCUUUUACAUCAAUGAAGAGGGGGAGCCCAUCGAAGCCAUUGCGAAGUUUGACUACGUUGGGCGUUCAGCACGGGAGCUGUCUUUUAAAAAGGGUGCAUCUCUUCUGCUGUACCAGAGAGCGUCAGAUGACUGGUGGGAGGGCAGACAUAAUGGCAUAGAUGGCCUAGUGCCUCACCAGUACAUUGUUGUGCAGGACAUGGAUGACACGUUCUCUGACACUCUGAGUCAGAAAGCGGACAGUGAGGCCAGCAGUGGACAUGGAGGAGAGGAGAAAUUCUCUAGCAGGGACAUAGGAUCUCCAAUGGACAGCAGACUACCUGAUCCAUACAUCAGUAGCCGACACAGGAAGAGGAGUGACCCCCCAACCCGCCGGCCUCCAGCCCGGCCCUCUGACGCUCACUGCAUGGUCCACCCCUCUCAGUGCCACCACAAUAACCACAGCAGCCACGGUAGUCACGGGACACCAGACUUGGGCUCCAAAGUGAUGGGUCACUACAGCCCGCGGGACAUGCUGAGGGGAAGAGGACACAUGCCCAUGGACAGUCCCGAGAGACGCAGACGGAUGGGCCACGGCAGCCUGACCAACAUCAGCCGCCACGAGUCCAUAAAGAAGAUAGAAAGCCCGCCCAUACGCAGGUCCACAUCUUCAGGCCAGUACACAAGCUUCACCGAGCCUCACGGCAAGAGUCUGGAUGCAGAGAGCAUCGCACAGGACAUCGAGGAGACGAUGAACACUGCUCUGAAUGAGCUGAAGGAGCUAGAAAGGCAGAGUUCUGCCAAACAUGCCCCUGACGUGGUGCUGGACACCCUGGAGCAGAUGAAGAAUGUUCCCACUCCGGCCAGCUCCACCGAGUCCCUCAGCCAACUGCACGGUCUCCUGCUGCGGCCUGCCGCCACCGAGCCGCCCAUGCGGCGUAGCACGAGUUCAUCCAGCGACACCAUGAGCACCUUCAAGCCCGCAGUGGCUCCACGCAUGGGGGUGCAGCUCAAGCCCCCCGCUCUGCGGCCAAAGCCCAUCGUGACCAUACCCAAGAUGGGAGCAGCACAGCAUCCGGUGCCCCCUCCACAGGAUCCACUAGACAAAUCCUGCACCAUGUGACCUCAUUCAGGGACAGAGAGGACACAACAGUUGAGGGACAACGUAAGAUAGAGACCACUGCAAUAGGAGCUAGAGUUAUAGUUUGGCUUCCAUUUGUGGUUCUUCAUGUUGCUCUGUGGCAUCAAUGUCCUCUCCAUCAUUUCAUUUGCUUUUGAGAGGAAUGGACUAAAGCAAAUGAACUGUAGGUUUAAUACAGAUGUAGUAAUAAGUCUCUUGAUACUUUGUUACUGUGAUCAGCAUUACCAAGCUCACUAGCUGGGCUUUGAACAUGUGUGAAUCGUUAACGUUAUAGGGUGAAUUAAAGAGAUAGUUCACCCAAAAAUGAACGUUCUCUCAUCAUUUACUCCCCUCAUGCCAUCCCAGUUGUGUAUGACUUACUAACCUUUUCCAUUUUUGUGUGAGUUAUCCCUUUAAACAGGUGUUUACUAUUUUAGAGGGUUAUACUUUCUCUUGCGUGUAGGUGUAACUUGUCACUUUAAUAAAACAAAGGGACAUUCUUAGAUCUUGCAGAGCAAGAUACCUAAAAUAUACUGUUUGCUUGCAGGUACAACACCUUAUUUCCCUCUGUGAAUAGAUUAAGAAAUUCAAACAUUGAUACUAAAGAAAGCAACAAUUCAUUUUGGCUUCCUGUGUGGUUAGGGUGACUUUUUACACCAGUAGUUUACAUCCAGACUGCUAAAUGUGAAUAAUACAGAAACUAAGCGGGGUCUUUGGUUUCUUUGUGUGUUUACAGCUUACAGGAAAUGUAGUCUUUACAUCUCAGAGUGUUUGUAUAGUUGGACCUGCCUGGUUGGCUUUUUGACUUUUUGGAGUGAGUGGAAUGUUGACAUUGGAAACCUCACUGCCACAUUAGGGCAUGUAAUGUUACAUCUGAUGCCCAUUCUGAUUGGCUGUUGGAGGCAGUUGGAAGUUGUCAACUCCUAAGUUGCAUCAGCAAGGCUUUACUUUGAAUAUUAUAUUUUUUGAUAAUAAUAUUUGAAUAUGUUCCCAGUGAGUUUGCAUACACCACAUCUUCAUUGAACAUGUUGAACAACCAUUUUCCCAGUUGAAUGGUUAUAAGUACUUCACAAAUGUUCUUAUUUAGAAAGAUAUAUAUUGUAUAUACACAUGUACAUCCACUAAAACUUUUUUCUUAUUUACAUUACAUUGUCCCAGAUCAAAGAGGUGCUCACUAGAGGCAAUGUUUUCUUUCUAUAUUUUUUUUAGGAUCUGUCUGCUUGGUUAGAUGUACAGUGCUGUGGAAAAUAAUCUGCCCCAUCCUGAUUUCUUCUGUUUUUGUUUAUUUUGCAUACUAAAUUGUUUUAGAUCUCAAACAUGAUAUUACAUAAAACAAAGGCAACCUGAGUAAACACAAAAUACAGUUUUAAAAUAUAUAAUUUUUUUUUAAUUGAAGCAAAAAAUCUAUCCAACACCUAUGUCACUCAUAUGAAAAACGAAAUGCCCCCUUAAACUUAAUAGCCGAUUGUGCCAACUUUAGCGGCAACAACUGCAAGCAAACGCUUGCGAUAACUGGAGGUCAGACUCUCAAUGCUGUGGUGGAAUUUUGGCCCAUUCUUCUUUGCAGAUCUUCUUUAGUUCAGCCACAUUGGUGGGUUUUUGAGCAUGAACUGCCUGUUUAAGGUUCUGCCACCACAUCUCAAUCGGGUUCAAUUCAGGACUUUGACUAGGCCACUCCAAAAAUGUUACUACUUUUGAGCCAUUCAGAGAUAGACUUACUCCUAUGCUUUGGUUCAUUGUCUUGCUGCAUAUUCCAGUUGUGCUUGAGCUUCAACUCAUGGACUGAUGAAGUUCUCCUUUAGAAUAUUCUGGUAGAGAGCAGUAUUCAUGUUUCCCUCAAUUACUGCAAGUCGCCCUGGCCCUGAAGCAGCAAAACAUCCCCACACAAUCACACUACCACCACCAUGCUUGACCAUAGGUAUGAUGUUCUUUUUGUGGAAUUCUGUGUUUGAUUUAUGACAGAUGUAAUGGGUACCCAAGUCUUCUAAACAGUUCCACUUUCGACUCAUCAGUCCUCAGAUCAUUCUCCCAAAAGCUUUGAGGAUCAUCAAAGUGUGUUUUGGCAAAAUCCAGACAAGCCUUAUUGUUUUUCUAGGUUAGCAGUGGUUUUCAUCUCACCAUUCAUACAUGGAUGCUAUUUUUGUCCAGUGACUUUCUGAUAGUGGAGUCAUGAACUUUAUUGAUGCUAGAGAGGCCUGCAGUUCCUUGGAUGUUGUCCUUGACUUUUUUGUGACUUCCUGGAUAAGUCGUUGUUGUGCUCUUGGAGGAAUUUUGGAAGGUCGGCCACUUCUGGGAAGGUUCAAUACUGUGUCGUUUUCUCUAUUUGGAUAGAAUGGCUCUUACUCUGGUUCUUUGGAGUCCCAGAGCCUUUGAAAUAGCUUUGUAACCCUUCCCAGACUGAUGUAUUUAAAUCAACUUUUUCCUCACCAUUUCUGGUAUUUCUUUUGACCUCGGCAUAGUGUGCUUCCUGCUGCUAAAAAAGUUCUAUUUAUGUGUUGAUUUGAUUGAACAGGGUUGGCAGUAAUCAAGCCUGUGUGUGUCUAGUUCAGCUGAACCCCAUUAUGAAUGGAGUUUCAUAGAUUUGGGUAUUUAGUAACUAAGAGGGCAAAUACUUUUUCACACAGGCCCAGUUGGUAUUGGAUAACUUUUUUGCUUCAAUAAAUAACAUUAACAUUUAAAAAAAUGUAUUUUGUUUAACCAGAUGGCCUUUUUUAUAUGAGAUUUUGUUUGAAUUUUUAAAAACAUUUAGUAUGAGAUAUACACAAAAACAGAAGAAAUCAUAGUGGGGGCAAAUAUUUUUGUGAAUAGUUAAGUCUAACUGACAUAAAACAUAAAGUUCUUCUACAAGUGCUGCUUAGAGUGCGAUACGGAUAGGCUAGAAGAAACUUUCCUGGUCUGCUUGGCUGUCUAAAUGCUCGGCUUGGCUCUAUCCUAUAAAGCAUGAAUGAUAAUCCUUGUAGUUGUGAUAUGCAAGUACUUUUCUAGAAACUUUCUAAAGAAGAUUUAAGGCAGUAGUUCUUGUUGUUUCACCAAACAAGGGAAUGAUGCCGAUAACCAUGGACUUAGAGACUGUUACUGCAGUACUUUAAUGGAAUAGUACUGAUUUUCUUGUUAUCUCCCAUUAAUCCUUUUUAAUAAUGUCACUUACAGCACCUCACCCAUAUUAAAGGAAUAGUUCACCCAAAAAUAAAUAAAAUGUUUACUCACCCUGAUGUUGUUCUUAACAAGUUUGAUUUUCUCUCUUCUGUGGAAAACAGAUCUUAGGAAGAAUGUUAGCCUCAGUCACCGUUCACUGCAAGAUACCCAAAGACGAAGCAUUUGCACUCACAAAAGGCCAGUGAUUUAACUCCAACCAGAUAAAAAGCCAAAAUCACAAAAGCUGUAAUGGGAUUUCAUUUAUAGUAUUUCAAUCCGACAAUAAUGCAUCCAUUUCUGACAUUAAUGAUUAAUCGUACAAGUGUGUUUAUAUUAUUAUGACAGUUUGACAACACAAUAGCUUAUAAUGUGUGUGUGCUUGUACUAUAUUAAUUGAUAAUUAUAAAUAAAUGUACUCAUAUUUAGGUAGAAUAUGUUCUGAAUUGUUUUUGGAUGACUAUACAGAAUGGUCCAUUGUCCAGUACUGAACCAAGGGAACAAACUGUAUCUAACUUCAAGGAAAAUAAAAGCAAUGCCUGUUUUUAACAUUUAAUUAUAAGGUUGAUGAGCAUAUAAAAAAAGCCUUUUGUUUACCAAUUUUUACUGAGCAAUAUUACAAUUCCAUUUCUUUCUUUUUUUUAAAGAGUACAUUACAUUGAUAAGCCUUAAGAAAUAGUGUUCUCCCUGCAAAUCUAAGAACAGUAGCGAAUCUCUGUACUUAAUAGCUGUUAUAACGGUGUUGUCAUGAAUAUCUCUGUACUAUGUACUUGUGAAGUGCCUUUAAACUAUUUUAGAGAAACUUCAUACAAACGUCCUCUGUGUUGUGGCAUUCUUAUUUCAGAUCCAGUGUACCCAGUUGGGAUUACAGUAAAUAAAUUAUUACUAACAUGGUUCUGUUAAUUAAGUUGUAUGAAUUGUCAAGUAAAGAUACUGCUUAUCCGUUGUGAUGGCACUUUUAUGUCUGUAUAUUUGGCAUGUGACAUCCUAAAAAGUUGUAGAGCUCUUUGGAGGAUUGCUCCUUUCUAAUAAAAAACAUAGUUUG
This is a messenger RNA of Xyrauchen texanus (razorback sucker), 8079 nucleotides long. It is a transcript of the gene srgap1a, whose product is annotated as SLIT-ROBO Rho GTPase activating protein 1a. The transcript has 23 exons. Gene Ontology annotation, molecular function: protein binding. The record is from RefSeq and is a predicted model, not a curated record. Gene Ontology annotation, biological process: signal transduction; negative regulation of cell migration. Gene Ontology annotation, cellular component: cytoplasm. Bases 465 to 3905 code for a protein of 1146 amino acids. Lineage: Eukaryota; Metazoa; Chordata; Actinopteri; Cypriniformes; Catostomidae.